AAGCCUACGUAAAGUUAAGUAAUAAUUGACCAUCUUAGUCGUCCUUUUCGCCAUGUAGACCCAACCGUUAUAGUUAUUAGUUUAUUAUCUAGAUCUAUAAGUCCUACCUAGAUCUAGCUCUUACACAUACAAAUUCGAAUACUUAUGGUCUAACUAAUCAACUGUUUCGUUUCACCUUUGGAAAAUGAGUGGCAUGUCACUAGCCUCGAAGUUACACAGAGAUCACAGCAUCAUAGUUCAAGUCGUCAACUGUUGCACCCAUGACAUCUCCAAAGAUGUUAAUUAUGAAAUUAUUAAACACCACAUAAAUCUAGGGAACUUAUUUUCAUCAAUGGCCCUUGAAAAAAUUGAGUGUGGACAGGGAUCCUAUGAUAAAAUGACCAGAGUUUGUGAAAAUGUCAAACGUCUCUCCUUGGACGGUUUUAGAAAGUUUGUUGGUGCUGUUGCAGAAGUAAAUCAGAAUACUGCGGAAAACAUAAAGGCACAAUACUCAAGAAUAGCUAAGGAGCCUCUGAUGCCAACCAAUGAGCAUUCUUUAAAUGAAACUCAACCAGUUCUGUGUUCAUACAAUGAACCACCUGCUGUAUCCUCACAUUCAAAUGCAGCUUCUUCAGUUACACCACACUCAUCUUUCUCUCAGAUAAAUCAGCAUUCCGUUGCAGGAUUCAAUCAAGUGGAAUCAAGGUACCCAAUGUCCACAGUCCCACGUGGUUUUACUCUUAUUAUUAAUAAUAAGAAUUUUAAAAAUCCUGCUGAUGAAAGAAUUGGAAGUGAUGAAGAUGCUGAAAGAAUGCGAGACAUGUUUAUUUUUCUGGGACAUAACGUAACAAUGGAAAAGAACUUAACAGCAAAGCAAAUGCGACAAAAGUUAACAGACUUUGCUAAACAUAAAGCGCUUCAUUCAGCUAGUGCUCUUGCUGUUGUUAUAUUGUCACAUGGUAUGGAAAAUGAUACUCUUUAUGGUGUAGACUGGCAAUACAUUUCAAAAUUUGAGAUACAACAAAUAUUCAAAAUUGGAAACUGUAGACAAAUGAAGGGUAAACCCAAGCUAUUUAUAUUUCAAGCUUGCAGGGGAGUUUUUGAAGAUAAAUUAACACAAAACAGCAGUCAGCAACUUAGCAAUGACAGUCCCAGCAGUCAUGUUGUUUCCAACAGACAAGAUGGAGCAGCCGCUGCUUUGAAUCUUGAUCGUACAGCAGAAACAGCUGACAUGUGCUUUGUUCAUUCUUCUUCCCUAGGCUACAAAGCUUACAGAAGACAAAUAGGGAGCCCUUUUAUUGAGGUACUUACAAAAUGUGUAAAGGAACUUGCUCGAGACACUGAAUUCUUGGACAUUAUGCGACAGGUACAGUGUGAACUAAGCAGCAUUACACUUGGGGAUGAUGUGAUGACACUACCAGAUUUGACAACUCAGUUACUUAAAAAAUUAUACUUAAAUCCCCCUUUAUGAGCUACUACUUAGUAGUUGUGUUGGCUAUAGUAUUGAAAUAUAAACAGAACAUCCUUGUCAUUGAAAUUUUGAAAACAACUUACAUUAUUAAACUAAUAAUUUUUAAAAAAUAUUUAAAAGUAGAAUUCUUAGUUAAAUUAGGUAUAAAAAAGAUAAUGUAACAUUUUAAAGCUUGAAUACUUUUUAAAUGUUUAAGUAAAGGUUUAUAGAUAAUGUAACAUUCUUAAGCUUAGAAUAAUUUUAAUGUGUAAUAAAUCCGUCCAAAAAUGCUGACCAAAUUAUCCCGAUAUAUAUUGAGUUUUCAGAAACAGGUGAACUUCACACUACCCCAUAGGCUGUCAGGUUCAAAAAGUAACUUUACGUAUAAACAUAUAUAAAAAAUAUAAACACUUGACAUUUUAAAAGCCUUCAAUUAUGAUAUCAUGAUCAAGUAUUUUAAAAAUACAUAUUAUUAGUGAAUAUUUUAAAAUAAACUAUCACAUGAAUUUAUGAUUUAUUUUAACAUUAUUUUUUAUUUUUCAUUUUUUAGAUAAGUAUUCAAGGUUAUAUGUUAAAGAAAGACAUUGUGAUACCAUGUUAUUAUAAUUUAAAAAUUAUUACAAUUAUGUGAUAUUUUUUUUUUUGUAUUUUGUUUAUUAUUUGUAUAUACUUAUCUCUAUUUUGAAUAUCUCUAGUUUACAAACUAGGAUUUUUUGUACAUAAUCCCAUAUUGAAUUUUAUUAAAUGCAUCAACCUUUAAAUGGAUCUAAAAAUAUAUUAGUAAGCUUACAAGUGAAAGAUAUUGCUAAAAAUUCAUGUUCAGUAAAAUAUUGAAAAAACUAAACAUUCAUUGCUUUGCUCCUUAUGUAAUAUUUGCAUAACUGUUGGGUUUUGUGUCUUUUUAAAAGUAUAAUUUUUAAAAAUAUUCUGUGGCUACUGAAAGUGUCCCAUAACGUCUCUGACAAGGUGACCAGAAACAUGUGCAACUGAAAAAAGUGCAAAAAAACGCGCAUUUUCUGUGUGCGCAU
Molecule: messenger RNA, 2457 nt
Organism: Physella acuta
Lineage: Eukaryota; Metazoa; Mollusca; Gastropoda; Physidae
Product: caspase-3
Biological process (GO): proteolysis
Molecular function (GO): cysteine-type endopeptidase activity
Source: RefSeq, a predicted model, not a curated record